GUUCUGUCAUGCGUUGUGACACUGAGUGAGGCUCGAAUAAAACAUCCUACGAUACUCAUCAAAAUGUCACAUUGCCCCUGCGCACAUCACGAACAGAUUCAGGCUAGGCCGCAAGUCUACCCUUCGCUGUUGUGCUGGUCGCCGUCCGUCAUCUAUGUAAGAGCAUCAGCUGCUACUACCAGUGCCGGAGAGACAAGAGUUACCAGCCUCCACUGCUACAACACAGCAGACACCUGUGUGUGACAUGGAGGCAACAAGAACCUACACCUCCCUGUUCCUUCUGAUUGUGGUGAUUACAUCAACCACCGCCUCCACGACUACCACCACUAGAGAACCAAGGAGGAGGCCAGACUGCAGUUCUUUUGAGGAGUUCCAGUGUGAUGAAGGUUCCUGUGUUCUACAGACUGCUAGGUGUGAUGGUAUUCUUCAAUGCCCAGAUUCCUCUGAUGAGAAUAAUUGUCCAGCAGGAUGCUCUUCUGAUGAGUUCCACUGUGGAGAUGAUUCCUGUGUUCCACAAACUGUUAAGUGUGAUGGUCAUGCUGACUGCCGAGAUUCUUCAGAUGAGAAAGAUUGUCUAGCAGAUGGUGAUAUUGAGCUGCAGGUGAUGGUGGAUGGUGGAGGAACAGACAUAGAAGAGAAGGAUGGGUGGGUGUCAGUAACAGCGGAGGGAUUGCAUCAGGUCUCCCUCACCUGUACUGCACGCCUCUUUCCUACAGGAACCACAAUCUCAUUGCAGUCUUCUGUGUCCUGGAGGAAGGAUGAUGAUUACCUUCAACACAACUCCAGCACUGUAGCACCUGCAAAAAUCUUCUCGUUAUACUUCUGUCAAGGAACCUACUGGUGUGAGGUGAGGCGACCCAACUCCACAGCCCACUAUGUCAGCAACAAAGUGCUGCUGACAUUGGAAGGACAGGAGGUACUUAUACUGCACCUUCAUGAGCACUACAAACCACCACACGAACCAAUCACCUCCCAUGCCUUGGAGCGUAAGGUGCAUGAAGGAUUCUUAGACUUGCUGCAAGAUGUCAGAUACUUCACUAAUGUAGUUUCUCUCAAUACACACAAUUCAACAUCUAACACUUUUGUAACCUCUAGGGUUCAAAUUCACUUUUCUUCCAACACCAGUGCCUUUGAAGAGCUGUUGGAAAUGCUGCACAGCGAGCACAGAAUUAAGGCAUUUUUGGAAAGGGUAGGAUUCCUGUCUUCCUCGAUGGCAUCCCUUUCCACAUGGUGCACAAAGCGAACAGCCAUCCUUCCCUACAGGAAUUCUGUCACAUGGCCAUUCUCAGAGGUGGGAAAGGUACAGCCACUCCACUAUCGGUGUGAGGAUGCACAUGGCAACUUGGUAGUGGGCCAUUGUCGCUGGAACUACACACAUGGGGCUGCUAUUCACUUUGACCAUCACAAAUGCAAACGAUUUGAUUUCUGUCCACGAGAGUACACGGGACUUGCUGGUGCCUAUUGUGUGUCACGUACAUCUGCUAGCACGUGGGAUGAAGGUUUCCAUGCAGCAUAUACAAGCAGGCACACUAUGAGCCUUCUGGACACUCCCCAGGUCUUGUAUGACAAAGAUUUUGAUGAGCCACUGUCCCUCUACCAGGAAGUCCAGCAAUGGCUGGAGGAUGAUGGAGGAAGCAGCCAGCUGUGGCUUCCUGCUAAAAGACUUGCAUCCUUUGCCCCCUUAGUAAUUCUGAGUCCCAACUUUAUACCUAGAUAUGAGGAUUCCUCAAACUCCAGUGGAUGGCUGCAUAUGUACAACGUAUCAUGGGCAGCAGGACAGCCGUCUGCAGAGCAGGACUGUCUUGCUUUAGACACAAAGAACUCCACUAUGCUAACCCUCCCCUGUGAUAAUGCACUGCCUUUCCUUACUAUCCUUUAUAUGCAUAAAUUGUUUGAGGUUCCAAACUGGGCAUGGGAAGAAAUCACACCAGGCCUAAUCACCACUGACAAUUUGAUGCGUCCUGGCUGGUUAUCAAGUGAAUACCCAGGUGGCCAGGAAGUCUGCUUUAUGGUGUGCCAAAAUGAAGUUGGUCUGCAGUGGAAUGAAGCAAUGAAGCUGUGUGAGGAGAAGGGUGCCCAGCUCCCAGAUCCCAGCAAUGGUUUUCUUGACUGGGCCCUCAGGCAAUACAUGUUUAUGUUCAAUAAAUCAACCUGGAUCAGAUUCCCACAUCAUGAAUCAAACAAGACAGAGGGAAGAAUAGGCACCUUUCUGAACUGGAAAGCUGAAACUGACCACUCACUCCCCUAUCCUGCACUCACGGCCUCAGGCUGGACACGGCACGACAGAGAGGUCACCAAGACGCAUGUCAUGUGUCAGAAGAACAUAUUGGUGCCAAAGAGGAACAUUCAAGUCUUUGAGUCAGGUAGUGUCCAUGUGGCAGUGCAACCACAAACUGCAACUUUGCCACAAUGUUAUGUCAAUGGCCACUGGAAACCCUUGAUAGAACCCUCUGUGUAUGAUGAGACAGGUUCUGGAAUUGGUUUCCCGACGUACAUUGAUGAUGUUGACUAUGGCAGUGGGGAUGGAGAACCAGAUCUUUCCACCUCUUUUGAAAUGAUAGUAAAUAGCACCAAUCAAGGUUAUUACAUGUGCUGUUUGUGGAUGGACUCUCCCCCCUACCUCCUCAUAUCCAACACGCUACUCUAUAGACAAGCUAACACUGUGACUUUUGCCAUUGUUCUCUCUUGCCAAAGCUUGUACAUCCCAGAAUUGCAUGAUGCUGCCAUGAACCCCAAGGCCUUCUCUCCUGAUGAGCCCUGCAUGGUCAACUUCCUAAAACUGGUUCAAAAGGAAGUGGUACAGUUAUAUGAAAACUAUUAUGUCACCACAGAUAACUUUUACUUUUCCCCCCAGGUCCAAACAAAUAAGCUUCUCCUUCAUUUUCAUCUCCAAUUUGAAUCCCCACAUUUCGGAUACAAUCCAGAAUCAAUGGAGAGCAAAACCUACAAGAUAAUCACCACUGCAUUCAGUCAGCUUCCGAAUGUGGUCUGCCAAGCUGUGAGUGCCAGAAGCACUGUGGGCUGUUAUAAGGAAACACAGGGGAACUUGACAUGGCCAACAACUAUGGGAGCAAAGGUGGUGCUCCCCAGUGAGUUAUGCAUUACAGAAGAAGGCAACCCUGUCAAUCGUGAGUGUCAUGGAGAUUUUAUCAGCGGUUACCAUUGGGGGAACAAGUCUGGGGAAUGCACUAAUCAGGUGUCUGAUAAGACACAACAGUUGUGGUCCAUCAACCAAAAUAGCUCUCCCUCUGAUCCUGCCUUACUUGCCAAGCUGACGGACCACGGACACACCCUCAAUGGUGCCGAUGUAUAUUUCACAGCCAAAAAGAUGCAGUCUAUCUCCAGUAAAUCAUCAUUGACACCAAGUGAUCUGGAACAUAUUGUAGAAACAUUCAACAAUGUGAUGAAGGGAGACAGCAAGGUGAUCCAGCAGAUGCAGGAUGUCUUCAACACAUCCAAUACUCUACUGCAGGCACUUGAAACCAUCAGCUUCAAAGUGCCCCUUGAUGGCAGGAAAGAAGAGGUGCUGCAUGACAGCAGACUUGUGUCUGUGGCAAGGGUGAGUCUGACACCCAACUCAUCCAUUAUUGGAUUUCACUCCUGGGAGAUAAGUGAGGAGGAAGAGGAUGAGAGUGUAAUAAAAAAAGAAAACAGGGGUGAUUGGCAGCGCAGCCAAGUAGCUCUUAUUCUACCAGACAACUUAACACAGCAAGUGGCAGGGGACAGCAUGUAUGUGCAAAUAAUGUUUGCUCUCUAUCGCAACUCAAAAUUAUUUUAUGACAACAGUUCCUUCCCUAACUACACUGUGGACAACCACAUCAUUCAGGCAACAUACAGUGGCCGCACCAUCACCAACCUAAAGCAGCCUGUCCAGAUCUACUUCAAGACAAGAAACACCAAAUGUAAUUCCAAAUGUGUCUUCUGGAAUUUCACGAAGAACAAAGGGCAUGGCGGCUGGUCGACGAAGGGUUGCUUGAAUAAGGGCUGCCAUGGGGACCACGUCCUCUGCCUAUGUGACCAUUUGACAAGCUUUUCAUACCUUGUCAGCUUUGAUGAGGAAAGCCUUGGGGACAUACAUGAGGCUAUCCUGGACACCAUCAGUGUUAUUGGAUGUGUACUCUCCAUCAUUGGCUUGCUGAUGGUGUUAGUUACUUUCUUCCUCUUUAAGAAGUGGCGGCACCGCCUUGGCAACCAAAUCCUUGUGAGCCUUGCCUUUGCUAUAAUGAGCAGCCUCAUUGUGUUCCUUGCUGGCAUCCAGCAGACCUCGAUCCCCACAGCAUGCCGUAUUGUGGCAGUGGCUCUCCAUUAUUUCAUCUUGGUCUCCUUUGGCUGGAUGCUGGUAGAGGCAGUACAUCAGUACCUCAGGCUGGUGAAGGUGCUUGGUACGUAUAUCCCAAGGUUCAUGAAGAAGGCUUCCAUGUGUGCAUGGGGAAUACCUUUGGUGCCCAUCAUCAUCGUGUUGGCAUACGACCCCUCCCUCUAUGACAGUGAUCGGUAUGCAGAGAACAUGAUCUGCUGGAUGUCAAGUACAGCAUUCAAUUAUGCCUUCCUCCCUCCCCUCACUGCUAUUAUGGCCACCAAUCUGGUGCUCUUCGGGCUCAUCAUCCACAGCACAACAUGUGGCCGUCAGCACAUCCCCAGCACCCAGUCUGAGCAGCAGUUGCGCAUCAUUCAGCUACGGAUGGCCAUUAGUGUGUUCUCUCUCCUGGGAUUCACAUGGCUGUUUGGGCUGCUCACCUUCUGGCACCCAAACCUGGUGUUCUCAUACCUGUUCUGCUUCACCAACACUACACAAGGCUUUUUCAUUUUCUUCUUCCAUGUGUUCCGGGACCGUGAUGCCCGAAAACUGUGGCAGGACUGGUUAUCCAAGAUUGGAAGUGACUUGAAUGCUUCACAAAACUCCACAUCACUAGCCACACCCAAGACUUCCGAAGUUCCUCAGAGCUCCUCAGCAACAGCUGAACUGUAGGGAGCUUUGAGCGUAGUAAAGAAAACUCUACAAAAUCUCAACAUUCUCCUCCUUUUGAAUGUACUCUGAAAAGAUGUAGUGUGCUCAUGGCAAAGGUGAACAUGUUAUAACUGUGGUGACAGGAUAAGUCAAGGCUCACCAAAAUCCAGUCAUAUCUCAGUGAUUACUUAUGGCCUAACUAGUAACAUGUUACUCAUUUCUGAAAGCAUUAGCAGAACUGCAGGGGGCACAGGAUAGCAUGUGUCUCCACAAGUGCCCCCCAAUUUCAGGGCAGUGUCCCACUUUGAAUAACUAACAACUUGGUAACAUACUAAUAAAAAGAAUAUUAAGUAGUGUUAAAAAAUUCACACUCAUGAAUGUGCCUACAGCAACAUGAUGGAAAAAAUGUGGAUAGGGUAACAGACAUUUAACUAACAUCUAUUUAAUAUAAGAUUAACAUGCACAUAGCAUGGUUGUUGUUCAAUUAUAAUCCAAAGUCAAAAAUACAGUCUGAAUGCUUACAUUUUGCUGGCACGAGAUCUAGUCUGCUACAUGUACAAGCACAACAGCUGAGGCAGGAUUGUAAGUGUGAUCUUUGUUGAUUGCCUUUUUUAUACUGCAGUUCUUAUAUAUGGUCAUCAAUAUAGGUUUAGUAAAAUAUAUGUUUAGUAAAAUCGUUAUAAUAUUACUAAUGCUCGAUAAGUUAGAAGGUCCUAAUUUAGCACAUCAUGGCUAUAAUGAACAGUUGAUCCCAUGCAUGUGUGAGUAAUGGGUACUGGACCUGACUAAGUGGGAUUCUCAGUAUGUUUAGGACAAGUGAAAAAUAUGAAUAUGCUCUUAAUGGGUUCAUGAGUGAUAAAUAAGCAUAUAACUCCCUAAAAUGAGGGUGUACUGUGGGUAGUAGGCUGCAGUCUAUUGUGUGCAAGUGUUUUAGCCUGUACAGUCUUUUAAGUUUUUUUCUUUUCUUUGAAGUAUAGCUACAUAGCCAGUAUUACAUAUUUCUAAGUUGUGACCCUUGAUAGGGAGAAAAUAGCAGAAAAUAGGCAGGAAUUAGUGAUUGUCAUGGGUGAAAUGAAUGGCCAUAUAGAGAUCCUAGGUGAGCAGGUAAAUAGAAAUUAUAUCUUACUGUUAGUGUAGCCGCACCGGCUGGGCACCAAUUGGCUCUCAGGUGAUCUGUUUUACUGAUCACACCCAUCAUCGUAGGGUCGAGGAAAGGCAGUUCUCCCUGACAUGUUUAUUGAUGAGAUAGGCAUGACCGUAAGAACUGCGAACAAGUUCUCGGUCUCAAUUUCUUACAAAAUAACAUUAUACACGGAUAUUAAACACUUUCAACAUAUUACAAUAUUCAUUAACAAUACAUGCAAUUAACUUGGCACUAUGACAAUCAGUUUUUACUACAAAAUUAAAGUAUUUACCUCGGUCACCAUCCUGCCCGUCUUUGUCUGAGCGCGACUUGGCCGUGAGUGAUGCCCGCAGGCGACUAGCAGGUUAACCCCACACUACCAACAAGUGAACAUCGGCUUCGGUGCUUAAUAUAGAAUUGAAUACUGAUACUUACACAUAUUACACGUUUUCAUGCAAAUAGAAAACUAUUGAACAUUUCACUUAUAAAUGCCGAGGAAUAAUGACGUGAGGUACAUACACUUUACGUACAGUAACAGUUAGACUUUGCUUUAGAUAAGGAACUAUAAAUACUGAAUGUAACAGUAAGUGAAGGUAGGAUAACCUGGGCAGAGAGAGGGAGUCAGCUAUAGAUUACGUACAUGUUGGUAAACGAGAGGAGAAUGGUUAGAAAUGAGGAAGGUGUCAAAGAUAUUGUUAAUGGCCAUAAUGUGUUAGUACUAAAUUGUAUCUGCCAUAACCAGGGAGAAGGGAGGGAAAGCAGAAACAUGAGAGGAGACUGAAAGAACUUUAGAAGAUAUUUAGAAUCUGUGGAAUGGGAUGGGAUGGACAGGGGAGUGGAUGAACCUAAUGACAGGGUAUGGUCUGUAAUAGAUGAGGUGGCCAGAAGAAAGAUAAGAAAAUGAAAGAGGGGAAGUGGUAGGAAGCCAGGUAAGAGGUGGUGGAAUGAAAGCAUUAAUAAUUCUAUCUUAUUUAGUUACCAUGAAUAUUGAUAAAUCUUGAAUGUUUGUUGUAUAAUAUUUACAGCAAAAGUAUAUCUUAUCAUCCAUUGUUAUUAGUAUUAGCCAGAUUACUACUAUUUGUCUUCAAAACUUCUUGUUUUAUUUUAAUAUAUAUAUAUAUAUAUAUAUAUAUAUAUAUAUAUAUAUAUAUAUAUAUAUAUAUAUAUAUAUAUAUAUAUAUAUAUAUAUAUAUAUAUAUAUAUAUAUAUAUAUAUAUAUUAAUAUGGUGCCCCAUCAGUGCAACCCCCCUCCCCCCCUUUGCAUCCCUUGUUCCGUCACAGUCUGUAAGUACACACCUUGAAUGGCCUACCAGGAUUCAGUCUCUGAUGACAAUCUCACACAGACAAUUUAUCUCACCUUCAGAUCAGCUUCCCAAGUGUUGGCAUCAUGAUGAAGCUCAAAAGGUGAGCACGACAUAACUAUGAAGGAUGCCACAGAAAUUAAGGUGAUAUGUUGUAUUGCUCCUACAGCACUCAAGAGGUGACAUCAUCUAUAAGAAUAAACUCUAAAAGUACAGAUGAUCAGACCCUUAUAAAACCAAGAGCUCUGUCAACAACCAGAACAAAAAAAAAGUAAUGGAAGCCAGUUGUGAGGCUUUGCCUUUGUAAUGGUGCCAUUGGUUCUUCAUGAGUCCCAUGCCACUAUAAUUCCUUGGCAGUGUGCAACUAGUGCACUGCUGUCAUGCUGUGAAUCAUCUUGUCAUAGCCUCAUUUUAAAAUUCCUGUUUCCAUUGAAUCUCAUCUAAUUUUCUACUUAUAACUGCUUAAACCAUCAAUUACCAGAUGAGAUUCCUAAUACUAAGCUUUCCAGGGCUUCUUCUGAAAUCUGGCAAAGUGGGCAUUUUAUAUCUUGGUGUGUAUAGCCCCUCACUACAAUAUUUGUUAGUGCUGUAAGAAGUAUGUUUCCAUACUAUUACUACUAAUGUACAGUGUUCACAUUUUAUUAUUGUUUUCUAUGGAGCAUUCUGUCACAAUGCUCAGAGAUAUCACAUAUUUCUCAGUUGCAUCUUCAAAACUUUUUACUUAUUCUGAAUAGUAUACUGUAAGGUUAGUCUCUAGAAAUAGCACCUUUGAUGCUCAAUACAUUUUAAGCACAGCUUUAUCUCAUUGCUCAAUUUCUGCUUUGUUCUCAUCGUGGUGAAAGAAUUCUUUUCUAGUUUACGAGUAUUACUAUGACUUGGUGGUGGGCACCUUUUUUAGUUAGCGGUGGCCACCACCAUCCUCAAUAUAUACCUAUUAUAUGUUUAUCUGUACCAGGUCAGUGCUGAGUGCAUCUCUAAUGUCACUGUGAGAGACCUGCUCAUUAACACUGAGUGGCUGUCACACAAUGUCAAACCAAAGUUGCAAAUACAUUACUUAAUGGUA
This is a messenger RNA of Scylla paramamosain (green mud crab), 8435 nucleotides long. RefSeq lists its product as uncharacterized. Gene Ontology annotation, cellular component: plasma membrane. Lineage: Eukaryota; Metazoa; Arthropoda; Malacostraca; Decapoda; Portunidae. The record is from RefSeq and is a predicted model, not a curated record. Gene Ontology annotation, biological process: adenylate cyclase-activating G protein-coupled receptor signaling pathway; cell surface receptor signaling pathway. The coding region runs from base 245 to 4969 and encodes 1574 amino acids. The transcript is spliced from 6 exons. Gene Ontology annotation, molecular function: G protein-coupled receptor activity; protein binding.